CUAGCUGUAGCUGGCUGCCAGGCGUACGCGCUCCCGAGUCUUCAGAACCCGCGGCCGCCAUCUACAGCGCUUAGGUUUCUCCUAGGCUUAUCUGCACCACUUGCUCACCACACACUCCGCCACUGUAAACCGCCAUCAUGGUAAAGCUCUCAAAGGCUGGUAAAAAUCAAGGUGACCUGAAGAAAAUGGCACCUCCCCCAAAGGAGGUAGAAGAAAGUGAUGAUGAGGAAAUGUCAGACGAUGAAGAAGACGACAGCAGUGGAGAAGAGGUUGUCAUCCCUCAGAAAAAAAAUAAGAAAGCUGUUAUGACUCCAGCAAAAAAAGUAAUGGUUUCUCCAACCAAAAAGGUGGCAAUUGCCACACCUGCCAAGAAGGCAGUUGUCGCCCCAGGGAAGAAAGCAGUGGCCACUCCUGCCAAGAAGACAGUGACUCCCGCCAAGGCAGUUGCAGUGUCUGGCAAGAAGGGAGCUGUACCAGGUAAAGCUGUUGUCGCUGCCCCAGGUAAAAAGGGCACUGCUGCCACAGCCAAGGGGGCAAAGAAUGGCAAAAAUGCCAAGAAGGAAGACAGUGAUGAGGAUGAGGAAGAUAACAGUGAGGAGGAAGAUGAGGAUGAAGAGGAUGAGGAUGAAGAGGAUGAGGAUGAAGAGGAUGAGGAUGAAGAUGAAGAAUUUGAGCCAAAAGUAAUGAAAGCAGUGGCUGCAGCCCCCGCCUCAGAGGAUGAAGAUGAGGAGGACGAGGAGGAUGAGGAGGACGAGGAGGAUGAGGAGGACGAGGAAGAUGAGGAGGACGACUCUGAGGAAGAAGCCAUGGAAACAACACCGGCCAAAGGGAAAAAAGCACCUGCAAAAGCUGCCCCUGUCAAAGCCGAGAGUGUGGCUGAGGAGGAGGAGGACGAGGAUGAGGAUGAAGACGAUGAGGAUGAAGAUGAUGAUGAGGAGGAGGAGGACGAAGAUGAGGAUGACGAGGAGGAGGAGGAAGAGCCUGUCAAAGAAGCACCUGGCAAACGAAAGAAGGAAAUGGCAAAACAGAAGGCAGCUCCUGAAGCCAAGAAAUCAAGAACGGAAGGCACAGAACCCACUACAGCGUUCAAUCUCUUCGUUGGAAAUCUGAAUUCUAACAAAUCUGCUCCUGAACUAAAAACUGGUAUUAGUGAAGCUUUUGCUAAAAAUGAUCUCACUACUGUGGAUGUCAGAAUUGGUACAAAUCGGGAGUUUGGCUAUGUAGACUUUGAAUCUGCUGAAGACCUGGAAAAGGCCUUGGAACUCACCGGUUUAAAAGUCUUUGGCAGUGAAAUUAAAUUAGAGAAGCUCAAAGGAAAAGACAGCAAGAAAGAUAGAGAUACAAGAACACUUUUGGCCAAAAAUCUCCCUUACAAAGUCACUCAGGGUGAAUUAAAAGAAGUGUUUGAAGAUGCCGUAGAGGUCAGACUAGUCAGCAAGGAUGGGAAGAGCAAAGGGAUUGCUUAUAUUGAAUUUAAGACAGAAGCUGAUGCAGAAACUUUUGAAGAAAAGCAGGGAACAGAGAUAGAUGGGAGAUCUGUUUCCCUCUACUACACUGGGGAGAAAGGUCAAAAUCAAGACUACAGAGGUGGCAAGAACAGCACCUGGAGUGGCGAAUCCAAAACUCUGUAUUUAAGCAACCUUUCGUACAGUGCAACAGAAGAAACUCUUCAGGAAGUAUUUGAGAAGGCAACUUUGAUCAAAGUGCCCCAGAACCAAAAUGGCAAAUCUAAAGGGUACGCCUUCAUAGAAUUUGCUUCAUUUGAAGAUGCGAAAGAAGCUUUGAACUCUUGCAAUAAAAGGGAAAUUGAGGGCAGAACGAUCAGACUGGAGCUGCAAGGACCUAGGGGGUCACCUAAUGCAAGAAGCCAGCCAUCUAAAACCUUGUUCGUCAAGGGUUUGUCUGAGGAAACAACUGAAGAGACCUUAAAGGAAUCAUUUGAUGGCUCCAUUGGAGCAAGGAUUGUCACCGACCGGGAAACUGGCUCCUCCAAGGGAUUUGGUUUUGUGGACUUCAAUACUGAGGAAGAUGCCAAGGCUGCCAAAGAGGCCAUGGAAGAUGGUGAAAUUGAUGGAAACAAAGUCACCUUGGACUGGGCCAAACCUAAGGGCAAAGGGGGCUUUGGGGGCCGUGGAGGUGGCCGAGGCGGCUUCAGGGGCUGGGGUGGCGGCAGAGGUGGCCGAGGUGGAUUCAGAGGCAGAGGUCGGGGAGGCUUUGGAGGGCGAGGUGACUUCCGAGGAGGACAGGGAGGAGGUAGAGACCACAAGCCACAAGGAAAGAAGACGAAGUUUGAAUAGUCCCUUCUGUCCCUGUCUAUACCUGUUUGUUGGAAAGAAAGGACUCUGGGGUUUUACUCUGUUACCUGUCAAUGACAGAGCCUUCUGAGGGCAUUCCAGGUGGUGUGCAUCCUGUGGUCUGCUUGGGAGUGUAGUGAUCACACUUCAGGAGAGGUGUACUUGACAUACCCUGUUGGUUUUGACUGGAGAUUCAUAAACUUUUUAAAAGAGA
Messenger RNA from Octodon degus (degu), 2508 nucleotides. Its product is annotated as nucleolin-like. Gene Ontology annotation, molecular function: RNA binding. NCBI's taxonomy places the organism in Eukaryota, Metazoa, Chordata, Mammalia, Rodentia, Octodontidae. The record is from RefSeq and is a predicted model, not a curated record.